UUACCUCAACUUGUAUAUUUUGUUUGUGCUAACUUUCAAACUUCCUUGAUAGAAAACGAAAUGCAAUGUGUACGUUUUGUUCUCAGCAUAGUUUUAUCUUUAUUUGUGUAUACAAUUCAAGCAUCCAAUGAUGCUUCACAUAAGUCUUGCGCCCUGCAUAAAGAUUAUAUCACUCAGGUCGAGAAAGUCGGGACUGCAGUAGACUAUUCUAUAUGUCUUCCUCGAACUUCUAAAGCAGGCCAAUCGGAACUUAAUAUAACAUAUAAUGAUGUCUUGAUACCGAGAGAUGAGAAAACUGCUGAUGUUUACUUUACUUCGACUGCUCUAGAUCAACCUUCGAAUUCAUUGAACUUCACACUGCAUAUCCGAAACUUUACGGUGUACAACUUUGGAAACUCUACAGUUCAAAUAUUUUUUGGAGAAAGUUUAGAAACAGAUUUGACACUUGUGAUCAAACCUCCAGGAGAAUAUUCACUAAAAAUGUAUACAAAAAAAGAAGAUGAAAAUGAAGUGGUGGUGGUAUGUGAAGCGAAUUGGUUCCCUAAGAUGAUUGAAAUAAAAGAUAAAUUAACUAACAAAGUGUUGGCAACCUUAAAUAAUUCUUUGAAUCAGGUCGAGAAGAAAACUGCCAAUUAUCAAAACGUGCUCCCACCUUGCAGAAAUGAAGAUGUAUACGUCUGUCUAGUGACAGAUUUCCAAAACAACGUCAAACAUGUGGAGCAUGUCAAUAAAAGACGUCUGUGUGCUGUGAAAUUUUGUGAUGGACAAACACAGUCCCAAAGUUUGAAUGCGACUAUUGGAAAAUCUCUGAAUUUCUCCGUUUGUUUAAAUCUUAGCCAAGACUUCAUUGUUAAUAUUUCGACAAAGAUAAACAAUGUAUCGUACAAAGAGACUCAAGCUAUCUCAAGUAACAAAUCUAUAAUACUUUAUUUCUACAUAAAUGAAAUGCUUGAACGUUACAUCGGGAAUCAUACGCUUAGUAUUUCUACUUCGAAUUCUAGUCGAGACGAGGAACUGAAUAAAAACAUUGAAUUUAACGUUUAUGACCAGUAUGAAUAUGAAACAAAUCAACCUACAAUAGAAAUACAUGCGCUUAAAAAUGGUACCGAGUCAAAAAAAGUCUUACCUUACGAAGAGACUGAUGAGAAUACGGAAGCCAAUACACAUGUAUAUAUCCUCGGUAUUACUGCCUCUGUGCUACUGGUAGCUAUUCUUCUAUACAUUCUUAUCUUGUUCAAAAGAGCUCUAUUUAAAAGGAGAAUCCCCGAAAGCGACUACAACAUUGAGGAGAGGUACAGAAACAUAAAAACAAAGAGAGAAACAGUGAAAGAAAGAGUUACAGGGAUAAAGAAAGAAACAGGUUAUCUCAAUGUCAGAAUAGCACAGCUUGAUUCUUUUCAUCAAUUAUUGCAUCCAGACGAUACCACUAGGACUUCUAAUGAACAUGUGUACACGAAUUCUAUAGUACUAGACAGUGAUCUAACUGAGACGUCAUUAGGGGACAGCUCAGAGAGUGGCAGAUAUGUGUCAUCAGAAGGACUCAUUUACGUCACUCUAACGAAAGAGGGCCUAUUGAAAAGACCAUUAGUACUGGAAAAAGAAAACUCUCAAGAAAAAAUUAUUUACGCUUCACUUGACAUGAACCGAACAGGCAAAACGUCCUUUGGAAAACACAAGCAAAGAAAACACUAGUUUUGAAAUAUAAAUUUUAGAAUUUUACCAUUAUUAUCAUAAUCUAUCCGUUACUUUUGUCGUAGGGGUGCAGUGACAAUUCACGAAACUUAAACCCUCUACUUCUCCUGGUCAGCAGCUUUGCACGAUAACACAAGAGAGGCAGUCAUUUCUAGUACGUUGUCCAGCCAGAUUUUCUUCUGACCACUCUUUCUUUGUGCUAUAUCCCUCUAACUUUAACGAUGACUUUUGACAGUGAGUCAUGUCUUUGCAGGGGGCGCUGUGGCUGAGUGGUUAAGCGCUUGGCUUCCGAACCUGAGGUCCUGGUUUGAAACUCGGUAAAGAAUGGGGUUUUGAAUUUUAGAAUUUUUAGGGCGCCCCUGAAUUUAUCUAACUCUAAGGGGUACCUGACUUUAGUAAAGGCCACCAAGCUCAUUAAAUGUUCAACAAAUAAAAUGCAUGACCAUAACAUUCUCUGCCCUAGAGAUCUCAAGGUCUGAAAGGAAAACUUUACUUUUACUUUCAAUGUCUUGCAAUAUAGCCGAGCCAGACCAACUUAGAAGUUUAGUCAAUAAUAGAAAUGAAAUCAUUGUCAAUUUUAUAAGAAAUUGGUUUGCAUCCACUGGCCCCUCAAAUUAUCAGCUUUACUUUGUUUUCCUUUGGCUAUUGAAAGAUUUCAAUUAUUUAUUUUUCUCAUAAUAACGAAGUUUAAGGGUUAUAAGUAUUUGAUUACUUACAAUACUUGGCAGUAACAUACUUUAUUCAUAAUUUAAUGCAAUGUUAUUUCAUCGAUAACUUUUCAUUGAUAUUAAUAAUGAAAUGGGUCAUUAAAAAAUUCAAAACGUGGUUGUAGUCUGUGUAGUGGAAGAUUUAGAAAAGGCAACCAUAAAAAAAAAAACAUUUAAAUACUCAAUACAAUUGUAAGGCUGAUAUCGCUACACAAUAUAAAAUUUAGAUUUCAAUAUAAAAUCGAAUAGAAUAAAAAUAGAUCUGAAAACUUCUGGAUGGUAAGCUCAUACUGUCCUCGAGAGAAUAAAAUUGUGGCGAGUGGCUUACAUCGCUUUGCUGAUUUAUGUUCCAAUCUCUACUUGACCUCUCUUGUGUCUGUUGAGCGCCCAAAUGAAUCAAGGAAACUUUUUCGCUCCCCCCCCCUCCCACAUGUCCUAAAAGAGCUGAAAUCAGAGCUUACUGAGUAUGCUGGAAUAGAGUGAUGAUAGAAUUGACAUACAAAUUGCUUGAAAAAAAGUCAAGACAAUUGUACAUUCAAAUACAUUUUAUAUAACUGUAAUAUUGAAAUUCUCUCUCAAAGGCAAGUCUCUAGUAUUUGAGAAAAAAAAAUGAGAGAAUUGAAUUCCAUUACACAUGAUUGUUAAGAUAAUUUUUCUAUUAAAAAUUAUAAAUUGUACGAUUUAAUUGGGUUUUUAAAAAAUGAAAUUUACGUAUAAUCAACUCUCAAAUGCAUUUAAUAACCCACAUCUCUGUAUUUGUUUGAUACAAAAUAUUAAAUAUUAUUAUAAUGUUAUUACUUUUGUGUUGUUCUUUGUUAAGAUUGUUAAGAUAAAUUCUGUAUUAAAAAUUACAAUUUGUACGAUUUUAUUGUUUUUUUUUUAAAUGAAAUUUACGUAUAAUCAACUCUCAA
Biomphalaria glabrata is the source of this 3310-nucleotide messenger RNA. RefSeq lists its product as uncharacterized. Bases 61 to 1692 code for a protein of 543 amino acids. The transcript has 11 exons. The record is from RefSeq and is a predicted model, not a curated record. NCBI's taxonomy places the organism in Eukaryota, Metazoa, Mollusca, Gastropoda, Planorbidae.